AAUGGUGACAUGUAGGAAGUCGAUGGGUCGGCAGAAAGUUGUGGAGCUAUAAAGAUGAAGGCCAAAGUCGGCCAAUAUGUCAGAGCCAUUCAUGACUUCAAAACGGUGCAGAGAGGGGAGAUAACCUUGAGGAAAGGUGAUGUGAUCCUUAUAUCCGGGUGUAUUGACGAGAACUGGCUGUGUGGGCGAGUUGGGGUGCAUGAGGGCAACUUCCCUGCUAGCUUUGUGCAACAUGUAGACAUACCCACCAUCAGAAAUGGUCAGAAGCUCUUUGUGGCCAGCGAGAACUUCCCCGCUCAGGUGGAGGGAGAUCUGGAAUUCCGUAAAGGUGACAUGAUUGUUGGACUUCAGAAGAUUGACUCUAACUGGUGGAAGGGCAGUGUCCAUGGCAGGGUGGGGAUUUUCCCACUAACUCAUGCUGACCUGUUGGACACCCUGGAUGACAUUCCUCCGGAGAAUGUUCAUGAAUUUGGCAGACAGACGUCCUUUGGCACAAGCUCUGGGCCUCCCGCUGGUCAUCAGGUGGAGGCAGAAGCGCUGGUGGCGUCCACGCCACAGCUGGAUGAUGAGCUGGGUUUUAAUAAAGGUGACACAAUCCUGAUCACUGAGGUGAUAGAUGCGGACUGGUACCGGGGCCAUUGUCAUGGUCGCUCUGGCAUUUUCCUUUCUGACUGUGUCCAGGUGAUGGGUGACCUUAGUGUGUUAGGAGCAGAGCCUGUCAAACCCCGCCCUCGCUCCUUCUCCAGAACAACUGGCCACAGUUUUGAGGACACGGCCUCCUUACCUCAUCCCUCCUCCACUUCCAGCACUCUAAACAAGAUGACGUCUAACCAAGACAGCCCCAGUGGCAGUCAUAAGGGAACCUCCAGGAGCUCAAGUUUGGACAAUCGCAAUCGCAGUGCGUCAUACAACAGUGAGAACACACGCUCACGGGACAAUGAGGUUACACCCUAUGCCAAAACCCUGUACCCAUUUGUCUCACAGGCAGCCAAUGAGCUUACUUUUAUGGAUAAUGAGAUUGUGAAGUUGAUAAAGCAUGUGGACGACUCAUGGAUUGAGGGCGAGAUUGAUGGGAAGGCAGGACUGUUCCCGGCCAGUUUUGUGGAGAUCAUUGUGGACUGUCCAUACGAGUUUGAUGAGGGGAUGGAGCCCCGUCUGCAGGCAGGUGGGGAGAGGCCCUCAGGGGGCCCUGUGACUGGUGAUGUGAGGGAAGCCAGCAAAGGCCCAAGUGGAGGGGUGACAGAGGAGAGGUAUGGCCUGGUGCUUUACGACUUCACUGCCGAGUCCACACGAGACCUCAGCCUGUCAGAGGGAGACACCAUUAUUGUUCUCAGAAAGAUAGAUGACAAUUGGCUUGAGGCCAAAGAUGAGUCUGGAAAUGUUGGGAUGUGCCCAGUACAGUUUGUGGAGCUUAUAGGAGCUGAGCCACCAUCGUUAGCAGGUACUGUACACAAAGCAAAGCUAGACUCACAAGUUGACAAACAUGGCAGAAAAUCCAGGGAUUUUGACAUGACAAAGCUAAAUGGAGAAUCUGAGGGAAAGGUGAAAGUGUUUGAGGAUGUAGAUGAGGUGAGAGAGAAUCAGUCUGGAAUUUCCAACCAUGUUGAUUCUGACUCAUCUAGUUACAAUAUCCAGAAACCUGACAUCAUAAGUAAAAGAAAACCAGCCACACCCAUCGUGAAGCCACAGAUAAAACCAAAACCAGAGCUGAAGCCCAAGCCACUUGUUGCCCCUAAACCUGUGUUCAAGGGAGGUAAAUCUGUGCAGCCGAAGUCACGCCCUAACUCAACAGAGCUGUUUGCUAGCUCUCAGCUGUCAACCCUGGACUCUCUAAUCAAGGAGGAGUUGCUGAGGGGCGUAGAGGAGACGGGCAGGUCCAGGAGCUCCAGCCUACAGAGUGGGGGAUCCUCUGGGUCAGGAGGCCCAGGAUCUGCAUUUGAUAUUUCAGGGGCUGAGGGCCCAGGUUCACCUGGUGACAUGCCAAUGGAGGUCAAACCAGAGAUUUCAGCCACAGAGAAACGUAAACCACAGAAGCCUGCACCACCCAUGAAGGCCAUUGGCCGAGAGUCUGUGUUCUGUAAUAAGGCAUAUGAAGACGAUCAAGGCCGCUGUGAAAUGGGAGAACCCCAGAAGUCUGUGGGACAAUCAACGUUCUUCAUAGAGAGUGCAGGGACUGAUGUGGACGACUUAGGCGGGGUGGGUAGGACAUCGGUAUACGGGAGUAAGAGACCUCAGCCCACCAGACCACCACCCACUAGGCGCCCACCAGUCCCUGUGAGCCGCUCCAGCACCUUAGAUGAUGCAGAAGUUUACCGGCGCCCUUCUCUGAGGAAACCACCUCCCCCAAGGCCCACGGGACCCAGAGUGGCGUCCGCACCCCCAAAGGCAGUCAUGACCCCCGUGAUAAUGGAUCCCACUGUAAUGACCAGAGUUGAUGCUGCAGCAGGUGCCCUUUCAACGAGGCCCUCGCGACCCGCCCCACCGCGGCCUCUACCUCGCUCCUCACCUCCACAGAGACCACCUCCAAAACCGUCACCCCGCAGUCCUACAGAUCUGAUGUCCUUCAGCCCUAACUCUACUCAGGACAAGACUGAAGAUGAUUGUGAAGCUGUGGCAGACCUUAGGAAGAGAAUAGCCGAGGUACAGACUGACUUACAGAAAUACCUGAAGUCUCAGCAAGAACUUGAAAUGAUGAUGUCAAGAGUGAGUGAUGAAGAUGAUAAAGAGGAAAUUGAAGAUAACUUAACAUUUUACCAAGCAAACAUAACAGGCUUAUCAGAAGAACUGUCUAAACUAACAGCUGACCUGCACCAGUUGACGGGAGAGGGAGACAGGAGUGGGAAGGGGACAGAAGAGGUGCUGGGAGCACCUCGGAGUGUGCAGCAGUUGCGGCUGGAGGAGGAGCAGGAAGAGCAGAGAAAGAAGAGGGAGGAGGAGGAGAGGAGGGAGCGCGAGGAGCGGAGGGUCGAGAGGGAAAGGAAACGACAAAACGUGAUUGAUGAGCUGCUGCAGACAGAGAAGGAUUACCUGCUCUACCUACAACUGGUUGUGGAGCACUUUCUGGGACCAUCUGCUGAAAAGAUGUCCUCCAUAGACAGUGAAGUACUGUUUGGUAACAUGGAAGAGAUAGCUGAUGUGGCCCAGAAACUGCUGUCAGCCAUGAAGGAGUGUGUGAAUGGGAAGCCCUUCAGUGAGCAGGUUGUAGGCCGAUGUUUUGUUAACCUGGCUGAAGACAUGAAGAAUGCCUACGCACCUUACUGCAGAAACCAUGAUGAUGUACAUGUUUUGCUGGAGAAGUAUGAGGAGAACCUGGCUAUCCAGCAGCAUGUUGACACGGUCCUUGACAAGAUUCGUGAGAAGGUCAAUGUAUUUGACCUUGGAUCUCUUCUGAUCAAACCUGUUCAACGAAUUCUGAAAUAUCCCCUGCUGCUGAAUGAACUGCUCAAGACAACAGAAGAUGACCAUCCUGAUAAGGCAGAGCUGCUGCAGUCUAUUAAUGCCAUGACAGAUGUAGCGACAGCCAUCAACGAGUAUAAGAGGCGCAAAGAUUUGGUUUUCAAGUACAAAAAGACGGAGGAGAAGUUCGGUGACAAGAUUGCCAAGUUAAAUCUUCAUUCCUUAAAGAAAAAGUCAACUCGUUUGAGGGCCAGACUUUCUACUAACCUGGGCAUUAGUUUACAGACCAAAGAUGAAACCUUUCACAAAUAUGAGGCUCGGUUUCGUGCCAUGGAAAAAAUUGUGAGGACUUUUGUGAGGGAUGUGCAGACAUACCUGGACCAGAUUCAGGAGAGUGUCUUGUUACAAGAUGCUGUGGCUGCAGACAUCACUGACUACUAUGAUGACAGGAAGGAUGCUCAUGAGGUUCAGAAGUACCAGAAAGCCUUGAGUACACUGGCCACGGAGCUCUUCACUCAGUUUAGGACAACAGUGGAGAAACUGGUGCUGGUCCCACUAAACAAUCUUGUCAGUCUGUUUGAGGGUCCCUCCAACGUGAUUCAGAAACGCUUUGACAAACUGCUGGACUAUGACAGCUUGUACAAGAAGGUCAAGGAUGUGGACAAAUCCAGAGUGGCCAAAGAGGCUCUGCAAGCAGCAAAAAAUGAUUAUGAAGCUAUGAAUGCACAAUUGUUGGAUGAGUUACCCAAGCUGCACCAGUUGAGUUUUUCUCUGCUUAAAGACUGUAUGGGAGCAUUUGUGCGUGCUCAGAGAAGCUUCACUGAUCAGACGCUGAACAACAUGUACCCUCUGCUGGAGUUACCCAUGCUGUUAACGAAUGGAGAAUCAGUGAUGGAAACUUUCAAUAUUAAGCAUGUCUCCGCCGUGGACAGGAUCUCUCAUUACAGCUUUAUACCUAAAGGCUUUAACCCUCGAGUGGAGGCCAGCAAAUUGGAGAAGAGAUCCAAACGGAACUCUCUGGACCCUCAGAUGCUGCGCACUCCCACGUCGUCCCCUGGAUCAUCCCUUCCCCCUGUUGCUGCUCAGGGAAGCCCCCAGAGUCCCAGUCAGAAGGUGUUUGUACAGCAGAGUUACCCGCCGGAGAAGACCUAUCGUGUGCUGCACAAUUACACUGCGCUCAAUGUCCUGGACCUCACUGUGUGGGAAGGAGAUGUAGUCGGAGUCAUCAAAUCCUCAGAUCCCAUGGGCGACAAAGACAGGUGGUUCGUUGAUAAUGGAGAGGCUAAAGGCUUCAUCCCAAAGAAGUUACUCACACCAUUCCAGCCCAGCCCUGGAAGAGUCCUUGACUUCUCUGAGAACUUGGGCCUGAGGAUGAGAUGUGAAGAUGAGGCAGAGAGUGAGUUGCUUGGCGACGAGGAUGUCUUCACAAAGCUGCAGGUGGAUUGGUCAGCUGCUUCCCCAACCCUCAGCUCCUCCAACCUCCACGACACUCUCCCUACUGCUAACGACCCUCCCCCUCCUUACCCAGAUGAGUUUUACUGUGCGGAGUAUGCCUUCUCUGCGCGGAACUCUAAUGAGGUGUCCCUGUUUGAAGGUCAGGUGGUGUCUGUGAUCAGUAAAGAGGACCUAGACGGCAACAUGGAGUGGUGGUGGGUGGACGCGGAUGGCCAACAGGGCUUCGCUCCCGCGGCGUACCUCAGUCAGAUAGAGGACAAAACAGGAUGACCCCAGGCUCUGAUCAGAUAGAAUCAGUGUUAUCCAAAUUAGUUCAUUGUUAUAUAUUUCCAAUAUUUAUUUAUAUCUGUAAAUAUACCAUUAUAUCACUGGUGUAUUGAAUUGCUAUGCAUGCAGAGCUUUUUAUAUACAUAUAUAGUUACAAAUGUGUUUGUAUUUCAAGAUGUCCGUAUAAAUUAAUUUUUUUUACUAGAAAUUUUAAAUUGAAUAAUUCUUACUGUUUUUUUUUUAUUUACAAUAAUUGUAUUAUUUACAACAGUAUGCAAACUUCUGUUUUCUGUUCAGGUAUGGUUUAGUCCCUGUUCUUGUUUGACUCUCAGUGCAUUCAGAUGAGUCUUGUUGGAUCCAGUCAUGCUGGGUAUUCAGCCGGUGUGGAUCAGCCUCCAGUCAUGCUGGAUAUUCAGCAGGUGUGAAUCAGCAUCCAGUCAUGCUGGGUAUUCAGCCGGUGUGGAUCAGCAUCCAGUCAUGCUGGAUAUUCAGCCGGUGUGGAUCAGCCUCCAGUCAUGCUGGGUA
This is a messenger RNA of Liolophura sinensis, 5643 nucleotides long. Its product is annotated as dynamin-binding protein-like. Gene Ontology annotation, biological process: intracellular signal transduction. The record is from RefSeq and is a predicted model, not a curated record. Gene Ontology annotation, cellular component: cytoplasm. NCBI's taxonomy places the organism in Eukaryota, Metazoa, Mollusca, Polyplacophora, Chitonida, Chitonidae. Gene Ontology annotation, molecular function: guanyl-nucleotide exchange factor activity; protein binding.